CAGUGCGUUCGUGUUGAUUGUGCAUUAUACAUACGUAGCAUUACUCUCGAUUUGUGUAUCAUCAAACUGUGACACAUACUUUUUUAGUUACAGAGGUGUGGUGUAAAUAGAGAAAAGAUUUUUUUUUUGUUGAAAGUUUAUUAAGAUUUUUUUCUGUUAUUCAAAAUGACUGGACGCUUGCCAGCCUGUGUUAUUGACGUUGGAACUGGUUACACAAAAAUUGGGUAUGCCGCAAAUAAAGAGCCCCAAUUUAUCAUUCCAUCCGCGAUUGCUGUUCGUGAAUCAGCGCGUGUCGGUGAGCAAACAUUACGUCGUGCUGGAAAGGGUGCUGAUGAUUUAGACUUUUUCAUCGGUGAUGAAGCGUUCGAUGCAACCGGCUAUGCCAUCAAAUAUCCGGUGCGUCAUGGUCUUGUCGAAGACUGGGAUUUGAUGGAACGCUUUUUGGAACAGUGCAUUUUUAAAUAUUUACGUGCUGAACCAGAGGAUCAUCACUUUUUAUUGACUGAACCACCGCUCAAUACGCCCGAAAACCGCGAAUACACCGCUGAAAUUAUGUUUGAAACGUUCAAUGUGCCCGGUUUAUACAUUGCUGUACAAGCCGUUUUAUCACUUGCUGCGAGCUGGGCAUCACGUCCAAUCAACGAACGCACAUUGACUGGAAUUGUUGUUGAUAGUGGUGAUGGUGUGACUCAUGUAAUUCCGGUUGCCGAAGGAUACGUCAUCGGCUCAUGCAUCAAACACAUUCCAAUUGCUGGCCGAAAUAUUACUUCAUUCAUUCAGAGCAUUUUGCGUGAUCGUGAAUUGAACAUUCCACCAGAGCAGAGCCUUGAAACGGCAAAGGCGAUCAAGGAGCGUUACAGCUAUAUUUGCCCAGAUAUUGCCAAAGAGUUCGCUAAAUACGAUACCGAACCAAGCAAAUGGAUUCGCCAAUAUGAAGGCAUUAAUGCUAUUACCAAGCGACCAUUCAACGUUGAUGUUGGCUAUGAACGCUUCUUGGGCCCGGAGAUUUUCUUCCAUCCGGAAUUUUCGAACCCAGAUUUCACUACACCAAUCAACGAAAUUGUCGAUAAUGUCAUCCAGAAUUGUCCAAUCGAUGUGCGACGUCCUCUGUACAACAACAUCGUUCUGAGUGGCGGCUCGACAAUGUUCAAAGACUUUGGAAAGCGUUUGCAACGUGAUAUCAAGCGAUCGGUUGAUGCCCGUUUGCGAAUAAGCGAGAGUUUGAGUGAUGGCCGCAUUAAACCAAAGCCAAUUGAUGUUCAAGUGAUUUCACACCACAUGCAACGAUAUGCCGUUUGGUUCGGUGGCAGUAUGCUUGCAUCCACUCCGGAAUUCUAUCAAGUGUGUCACACAAAAGCUGCCUACGAAGAAUAUGGUCCAGGAAUCUGCCGUCACAAUCCAGUAUUCGGUACAAUGACAUAAGUGUAAUCAAAGAAACGAAUUAUGACAAUUGCUUGCAAUCUCAUUUGAACGAUUGUCGAUUGGUUAACGUGCUCAAUCAAGCUUAUUGAAAUUUAUUGAAUUUAGAAUUAAGGAUAAAUAUCGUAUUGAGUAGAAGAGAAAAGAAGAAAAAAAAACACACACAGUGAUACGAAUCAAUUUUCUAUCAUUUUCUAUAAUAAUUUACAAAUUUCAAAUAACAGAACAAUAAAAUUGUAUAUUUUUAUACUGAAACUUCCUAAAAUUGCGUUAAAAUAAAAUAAAGAGAGAUAUGUUUUUCUAUCGAACGAAUUGAUUGACUAAAA
This is a messenger RNA of Sitodiplosis mosellana (orange wheat blossom midge), 1745 nucleotides long. RefSeq names its product actin-related protein 3. Gene Ontology annotation, molecular function: actin filament binding. Bases 166 to 1422 code for a protein of 418 amino acids. Gene Ontology annotation, biological process: Arp2/3 complex-mediated actin nucleation. Gene Ontology annotation, cellular component: actin cortical patch; Arp2/3 protein complex. NCBI's taxonomy places the organism in Eukaryota, Metazoa, Arthropoda, Insecta, Diptera, Cecidomyiidae. The transcript has 5 exons. The record is from RefSeq and is a predicted model, not a curated record.